GUGGCUGAGCCCGGGGCGGAGCUGGCGUCUCCUAGAGCACUGGCGGCGGGACGGCGGCCCCGGCCCAGAGCAGACUGGUGGGUAGACGCUGAGACCCGCCCGGCGGGAUCACAGGCCGGAGGACGACCGAGCGCGCUGCGGUGUGGCCGCAGGGACAGAGACCCGGAGCUGUCCACUUCGGCAGAGCGGGUCAUCUUCAGGUCCCUGUGCCAAGACAUCCAGCUGCACCUGCCUGGCCAUGGCACUGUGUCUGAAGCAGGUGUUUGCGAAGGACAAGACCUUCCGGCCCCGGAAGCGCUUUGAGCCUGGCACACAGCGCUUUGAGCUAUAUAAGAAGGCACAGGCUUCACUCAAGUCUGGCCUGGACCUUCGGAGUGUGGUGAGGCUGCCGCCCGGGGAGAGCAUCGAUGACUGGAUCGCUGUGCAUGUGGUGGACUUCUUCAACCGUAUCAACCUCAUCUAUGGCACCAUGGCUGAGCACUGCAGUGAGAGCAGCUGCCCAGUCAUGGCUGGUGGGCCCCGCUACGAGUACCGCUGGCAGGACGAGCGUCAGUACCGAAGGCCCGCCAAGCUCUCAGCACCCCGCUAUAUGGCAUUGCUCAUGGACUGGAUCGAGGGUCUCAUCAAUGAUGAGGAUGUCUUUCCUACACGUGUGGGAGUUCCCUUCCCCAAGAACUUCCAGCAGGUCUGCACCAAGAUCCUGACCCGACUCUUCCGAGUCUUUGUCCAUGUCUACAUCCACCACUUCGACAGCAUCCUCAGCAUGGGCGCGGAGGCACACGUCAACACCUGCUAUAAGCACUUUUACUACUUCAUCCAGGAGUUCAGCCUGGUGGACCAGAGGGAACUGGAGCCACUGAGGGAGAUGACAGAACGGAUCUGUCACUGAGUCCAGAUCUGGAUGCUGUUGCCUGUCAGAUGGAGAGGGGACCCUUAGGAGCCUGUGGGUAGAGAAAUCUGAAGGCCUGCUGAAGAGUAGGAACCCUCUAGAGACCCAAGACCUCUGGACUUCUCAGAAGUCUGUCUGCGUCCCAGAAUGCAUGAAGAAGGGAGGGUUCCAAGUGGGCCACAGAAGAAAAGGAGUUUAGCCCCUCAUAUUAAGUCCAAGAGUAGGGUAGGCUUUCAAGGUUUCUGCUCUGAUACUUCAAUCUUACACUCUACCAUGAUGGUUCCCAACUCCACGGGGGAAUGUGGAUGUAGCUGAGUGCUGGCAAGAAAAUUAUAGAGAGCUCAGAGUGCCUGUACCUGAGUAAGCAGGUAUGUGUGCCUGCAUG
Messenger RNA from Mus pahari (shrew mouse), 1274 nucleotides. RefSeq names its product MOB kinase activator 3C (gene Mob3c). Gene Ontology annotation, biological process: positive regulation of protein phosphorylation; signal transduction. Gene Ontology annotation, molecular function: protein kinase activator activity. Gene Ontology annotation, cellular component: cytoplasm; nucleus. The transcript has 4 exons. Lineage: Eukaryota; Metazoa; Chordata; Mammalia; Rodentia; Muridae. The coding region runs from base 239 to 889 and encodes 216 amino acids. The record is from RefSeq and is a predicted model, not a curated record.